AUGCAAACAAAAACAGGGAGAAAUAUAAUCAGCAGUUUCUUCACCAGCAUCGCGUGCGAAUCAGAAAUAUGUUGUUUGUCAUUUGAUGUUUUUAAUCGUAAUCAAAAGUGUUUAUGUUUUCAUUCAAAGAUUGAUUUAAAAGUAGACGUCCUCUUCUUCCAUCGCAAAGUCACCAUUGCAGCUCGAGUUUGGACUAAAAAUAAUUGA
Clunio marinus is the source of this 207-nucleotide messenger RNA. The record is from the annotation of a GenBank genome assembly. Lineage: Eukaryota; Metazoa; Arthropoda; Insecta; Diptera; Chironomidae.